AAAAAGCGUCUUGCAAUAGCGCAAAUCAAGAAAAACACGGCAGAGAAAGCAGAUGCCUACUACAAUCUAGGCACAGCUUAUUACUCCCUCGGUGACUUCCAUCAAGCAAUAGAGUACCUCAAGCAAUACCUGAGCAUUGCUGAAGAAGUCCCACAAGUCCGAUGUGUCGGAUGUGCCUAUGGCAUACUCGGCUGUGCUUACCAAUCCCUCGGUGACUACCAAAGAGCAAUAGAGUACCACAAUCAAGGGCUCAGGAUUGCCAAGGAAGUUGGUAACAGGGAAUGUGAAGGCAAAGCCUAUUUGCAACUCGGCUAUGAUGAUAUUCUUCUCAACCAAAACCAACGAGCAAUAGAGUACACCAAUAAAGGCCUCAUCAUUGCCAAGGACGUUGGUGACAGGACAGGGCAAUUGAAAGGUUAUGGCCAUCUCGGCUGUAUUUAUGGAAGACUCGGCGAAUACCAACGAGCAAUAGAGUACAUCAAUAAAAGCCUCACCAUUGCCGAGGAAGUUGGUGACAGGGAAAAGCAAGGGAGUCGCUAUAGCAAUCUAAGCAAUAUUUAUUCACUUCUCGGCGAAUACCAACGAGCAAUAGAGUACAAUAAUAAAUACCUCACCAUUGCCAAGGAAGUAGGUGACAAGGCAGGGCAAGGCAUUGCCUAUUCCAAUCUCGGCGCUCUUUAUCUCCACCUUGAAGAAUUCCAAAGAGCAAUGGAAUGCCAGAAGAAACACUUGAGCAUUGCCGAGGAAGUCGGUGACAGAAAAGAGAAAGGACGUGCAUAUUUACAAAUCGGCGACGUUCAUAAAUCCCUCGGCGACGUGCCACGAGCAAUGAAGUACUACAAGCAAUGCCUGAGCAAUGCCGAGGACAUCGGUGACAGGGAUGGACAAGGACAUGCCUAUUGCCGCCUCGGAAGUUGUUAUAGAAAACUCGACGACUUGAAGGAAGAAAUAGAGUGUUACGAGAAACACUUGAGCAUUGCCGAGGAAAUCGGUGACAGGAUGGCAGAAGCAUGUGCACAUACAGGUCUGGGUCACUCUUUGCAAUCACAUUCUUUGAAUGAGGCUUUAAAACAUUUUAAAUGCUCUGUUAAAAUCUAUGACACUAUUAGAGCCAAUUCUAUCUCGGAAGAUCAAUUGAAAAUAAGUUUUCGCACGAAACAUAAACAUGCCUAUACUGAUUUAUGGCAGCUUUUAGUAAUGCUUCAAAGGAAUGAUGAAGCUUUAUACGCUGCUGAGAGGGGACGAGCACAGGCUUUGCUCGAUGCCUUAAAAGUAACUUAUGGCCUCACAUCACUUUCGCCCAGGUCAAUUGAAUCUGAAGAAGAAGCCAUAAAUAUUUCAAAGAAGACAACUGUGUUAACAGUUUUUUUUGCCCUGGAAGAGAACCUACUCAGCAUGUGGGUAUUGCGAAAAGAAGGCAACCCUAUCUUUAGGCGAUUUAAGUUACAAGCAACUGGAAAAGAGCACGAAGAUUCCUUUUCUCUCCUUUUAGAAACUGUUUUGAAAACCAUUGGGGCUGGCAGAGGUAUCAGGUGCGAAAAUCGGUCAAUGGAUAAGCUGAGUACAACAACUUCAACUACUCGAGACGAACAUCAAGCAUCGGAGGCAUCACAGGAGACCACCGACUGUUUGCAGCUAUUAUAUAAUGUACUUAUUGGUCACAUUGAAAACUUGCUUGAUGGUGAUGAACUAAUUGUAGUUCCUGAUGGCGCUUUGUGUAAAGCUCCUUGGGCAGCCCUGAGUGAAACUUUAAGGAUCCGCACUGUUCCCUCACUAACAAGUUUGAAAGUCAUCACAGAUUCUCCAUCUGGACGCCACGUUAAAAGUGGAGCCCUGCUUGUCGGGGAUCCAUGUUUGGAGAAAGUUACAAAUAAACGGGGGGAGCCUAUUUAUGAUCCGCUGAAGUACGCAAGAAAGGAAGUGGAGAUGAUUGGAGAAAUUCUAAAGAGUACACCAUUAACAGGUGAAGACGCAACCAAAGAAGCGGUUCUUCAGGGAAUCGGGUCAGUUGCUUUGAUUCACAUCGCAGCCCACGGAAGAAAGGAAACUGGAGAAAUUGUUUUGGUCCCAGACCCCCGAUGGGAAUCCAAGCGUCCUAAGGAGGAGGACUGCAUUAUGAAAAUGUCUGACAUACAAGCUGUGAAGCUGAGAGCAAGGCUAGUUGUGCUUAGUUGCUGCCACAGUGGUCAAGGACCGGUCUCGUCUGAGGGUGUGGUCGGUAUGGCACGUGCUUUUUUGUUUGCUGGUGCUCGUUCCGUGCUCGCGACACUCUGGGCAAUUGAUGACGAAGCCACAAUGAUGUUUAUGAAAUCUUUCUACCAACAACUUACAAGUGGAGAAAGUGCAAGUGUUGCUCUUCAGAGGGCCAUGAAAUGUCUUCGAGACUCCCAGGUUUAUUCUGCUCCAAAGUACUGGGCUCCUUUUGUUCUGAUGGGCGAUGACGUUAAGAUGGAAUUGGGCGGGAAAAAGAGUCAUUGA
Porites evermanni is the source of this 2478-nucleotide messenger RNA. The record is from the annotation of a GenBank genome assembly. Lineage: Eukaryota; Metazoa; Cnidaria; Anthozoa; Scleractinia; Poritidae.